CGCGCUGCGGGCUCCGCGGCCGGCCCAUGCCGGGCUGGGGCCGGCGGCAGGGCCCGGGGCCGCAGCCGGCGCCGAGGGCGGCCGACGAGGAUCUGCCCGGCUGGCUGCCCGGUGCCCUGCCUCGCUCAGCAUCUCGGCCAGCCGGGAGGGAUGCGCUGUGCCGCCCAGCUUUCCUCCGCCCUGCCCAUGCCCUGAAGCAGAAAGUUUGGGGGCCGACGGUUGUCCCCCUCCUCCCUCCUCCAUUGAUGCCCAAGGACUCCCGCUGCUAAGCCUCGACUGUGACCUGCCUUCGCCCUCCAGGUCGUAAUGAACUAUUCCAAGCUGUAAUCAAGGCCCCCCCUCCUCGCCCCUCCCUCAUCUUCUUAAAAAAAAUUUUUUUUUAACUCAAGAAUUUGUGUCUGCCGACUCCCUUUUUUUUUUUUUUUUAAUAAUUUAGACCCCAAGGCCUCAUUUCUGGGUGUAAGAGGGGGUGCGGUCUCCCCCAAGACGGCGCGCUGGAAGGACAGAUUCCCCUUGCCGACCCACAUACACCAUGAAGAGGUGUAAAUCGGACGAGCUGCAGCAACAACAGGGCGAGGAGGAUGGAGCUGGGCUGGAAGAUGCCGCUUGCCACCUGCCGGGCGCGGACCUCCGGCCUGGGGAGGCCACGGGUGCUAACUCCGCUGGAGGGCCAACUUCAGAUGCCGGCGCUGCCCUGGCGCCCAACCCAGGUCCCCGAAGCAAGCCUCCUGAUUUAAAGAAAAUCCAGCAGCUCUCAGAGGGCUCCAUGUUUGGCCACGGCCUGAAGCACCUGUUCCACAGCCGCCGCCGGUCGCGGGAGAGGGAGCACCAGACGCCUCAGGAUUCCCAGCAGCAGCAACAGCAGCAGGGCAUGUCUGACCAUGACUCCCCGGAUGAGAAGGAGCGCUCUCCAGAGAUGCACCGUGUGUCCUACGCUAUGUCCCUGCACGACCUGCCCGCCCGGCCCACCGCCUUCAACCGCGUGCUGCAGCAGAUCCGCUCCCGGCCCUCUAUCAAGCGGGGGGCCAGCCUGCACAGUAGCAGCGGGGGCAGCAGCCGGCGCACCAAGAGCAGCUCUCUGGAGCCCCAGCGUGGCAGCCCCCACCUGCUGCGCAAGGCCCCCCAGGACAGCAGCCUGACGGCCAUCCUGCACCAGCACCAGUGCCGCCCGCGAUCUUCCUCCACCACCGACACCACCCUUCUGCUGGCUGACGGUGGCAGCGUGUAUCUCCUGGCUGAAGAGGCCGAAGGCCUUGGAGACAAGGUCGACAAGGGAGACCUCGUGGCCCUGAGCCUUCCCUCUGGACCCGGCCAUGGUGACACUGAUGGUCCCAUCAGCCUGGAUGUGCCAGAUGGGGCACCGGACCCCCAGCGGACCAAGGCCGCCAUCGACCACCUGCACCAGAAGAUCCUGAAGAUCACAGAGCAGAUCAAGAUCGAGCAGGAGGCGCGUGAUGACAACGUGGCAGAAUACCUAAAGCUGGCCAACAACGCGGACAAGCAACAGGUGUCACGCAUCAAGCAGGUGUUCGAGAAGAAGAACCAGAAGUCGGCCCAGACUAUCGCCCAACUACACAAGAAGCUGGAGCACUACCGCCGGCGCCUGAAGGAGAUUGAGCAGAAUGGGCCCUCACGGCAGCCCAAGGACGUGCUGCGGGACAUGCAGCAGGGUCUAAAGGACGUGGGUGCCAACAUGCGUGCCGGCAUCAGUGGCUUUGGAGGCGGCGUGGUGGAAGGUGUCAAGGGCAGCCUCUCCGGUCUCUCACAGGCCACCCACACUGCCGUGGUGUCCAAGCCCCGGGAGUUUGCCAGCCUCAUCCGCAACAAGUUUGGCAGUGCCGACAACAUUGCCCACCUGAAGGACCCUCUGGAGGACGGGCCCCCAGAGGAGGCAGCCCGGGUACUGAGCGGCAGCGCCACGCUUGUGUCCAGUCCCAAGUACGGCAGUGAUGACGAGUGUUCCAGUGCCAGCGCCAGCUCAGCCGGGGCGGGCAGCAACUCCGGGGCUGGGCCGGGUGGGGCGCUGGGGAGCCCCAAGUCCAACACACUAUAUGGCGCCUCUGGAAACCUGGACACUCUGCUGGAGGAGCUGCGGGAGAUCAAGGAGGGACAGUCACACCUGGAGGACUCCAUGGAAGACCUGAAGACUCAGCUGCAGAGGGACUACACCUACAUGACCCAAUGCCUACAAGAGGAGCGUUACAGGUAUGAGAGGCUGGAGGAGCAGCUCAAUGACCUGACGGAGCUCCACCAAAAUGAGAUGACAAACCUGAAGCAGGAGCUGGCCAGCAUGGAGGAGAAGGUGGCCUACCAGUCGUACGAGAGGGCUCGGGACAUUCAGGAGGCCGUGGAGUCCUGCCUGACCCGGGUCACCAAGUUGGAGCUGCAGCAGCAACAGCAGCAGGUUGUGCAGCUGGAGGGUGUGGAGAAUGCCAAUGCGCGGGCACUGCUGGGCAAGUUCAUCAACGUGAUCCUGGCGCUCAUGGCCGUGCUGCUGGUGUUUGUGUCCACCAUCGCCAACUUCAUCACUCCUCUCAUGAAGACACGCCUGCGCAUCACCAGCACCGCCCUCCUGGUCCUCAUUCUGUUCCUCCUCUGGAAACACUGGGACUCCCUCACCUACCUCCUGGAGCACGUGUUGCUGGCCAGCUGAGUGGCCAGCCCACCCUUACCCUGUGCUCUCCGGUCCCCAGUUGGCCACCUUCUCCAGGAGGGACCCUGGGACUUCUUUGUGUAUCCAAUUUGGCCUCCUGUCCAAGCUGUCCAUUCCAGCAGCUCCUACCAGCUCCUACCCCCUUCUCUGUACUUGCUUCUGUCUGAUCCCUUCUCCCUAUUGGCCUGAAGGGAGCUUAGAGUGCAGCCUUGCCUGGAAACACAGGGGCACCUGUGGCCAAAUGGAGCAAAGGAAGACAGCGGGAUUGGAUUGUUUUGAUUAUAGUCACACAGACUUCUCCCAGCUGACCUUGGGAUGCCCUGGGUCAGGAAGUUCAUUGAGACUAGGAGGGGAGGGCUUUGCCUCAACUUACCUAGGAAGAAGUCUACCCAGGAGGAAGCUGUGAUUCCCUCUGGUGGAGAUGGUCAGGAUGAAGGCAAGAGAGUGAGGGAAGAGGCUCUGCUGGCCCCAGAGAGUACAGGGAGGGAGGGUCCCUAGGCUUCAGGUGCCUCCAGGGCUAGUGAGCAGGCUCUGAGCAACUACUAAGGAGCCCAGCCCCCCACCCCUCUUCCCUCUAGAGCUGGUUUGAGGCUGGCUUCUGGGCCUGGGCCCUUCUGUAAUCUGAAGGAUACUGGCUCUGGAGGCCAAGUGCAAUGUGGCUUUGGACUUGCAUUUUCCCUGCUGUUCCUUUUGCCUGUUGCUGGAUCUGCUGUUUUCAGGGAAACAGUCCUCAGGGGCCACAAGCCUCAGCCUAAGACCUUAGGCCUCUGGGAGUUUGUUGGGUUUUAUUUAUUUAUUUAUUUAUUUGUCCCUUACCCUGUCCCGUUGUCUUCCCCGAUGAGCUUCAAGGAGAGGUCCUCCCCUCUUUUCUCUGAAGCCAGGACCAACUGUUGUCUCAUCAGGCACCUCUAUGCCGUUUAGCCUCUAGAUAAUCCUGGCUGGGAGGAGUGGGACCAAGCCACCCAGCCCCAUCCUCCUGAGGUAGCCCCUAGUCGGGAUGGGAGGAACGUGGCCUCUGUUUUAUACGUCUAUUUAUUUUGUAAGUGUGAAUUUGUGUGUAUUUGUUUGUUGCUUUAUUUUUUUAAGGCUCUGGAGUGUUGUGUAUGGUUUCUUUUCACAUCCCAGUCUCCCCAUGGGCACUUCCAAGAAGAGAGGUGAUUUCUCUGGAGAGAAAAGGAGAAUCCCCUGGAGUAGGGAAAACAGUACCUGCCGGCUGUCAUAACCCUCCCCAGGAAUAAAUAUCCUCUAAAUUUUCAAA
Messenger RNA from Nycticebus coucang (slow loris), 3911 nucleotides. It is a transcript of the gene TMCC2, whose product is annotated as transmembrane and coiled-coil domain family 2. Lineage: Eukaryota; Metazoa; Chordata; Mammalia; Primates; Lorisidae. The coding region runs from base 533 to 2653 and encodes 706 amino acids. Gene Ontology annotation, biological process: amyloid precursor protein metabolic process. Gene Ontology annotation, cellular component: endomembrane system. The record is from RefSeq and is a predicted model, not a curated record. The transcript has 5 exons.